This is a messenger RNA of Myotis myotis, 11291 nucleotides long. It is a transcript of the gene FMNL3, whose product is annotated as formin like 3. The transcript has 28 exons. Gene Ontology annotation, biological process: cortical actin cytoskeleton organization; cell migration; regulation of cell shape. The coding region runs from base 282 to 3368 and encodes 1028 amino acids. The record is from RefSeq and is a predicted model, not a curated record. Gene Ontology annotation, cellular component: cytosol. Gene Ontology annotation, molecular function: small GTPase binding; actin filament binding. NCBI's taxonomy places the organism in Eukaryota, Metazoa, Chordata, Mammalia, Chiroptera, Vespertilionidae.
GGGGCAGCGCCGGGUUGGUGCGCCGAGAGAGGCGAGGCGCGGUGUGAGCGAGAGUCGUGGCCCCCGUGCCGGUAGCUUCUGAGCCGCUGUCCGCUGCGCGGCCUCCGCCCUCGCUGCGGGCGGCCGCCUGCGAAACCCCGAGAAGCCCCCGGCGUCCCCGACCGGGCCGAGGAGUGAGGACGGGGAGUCGGCGCUGAGAGAAGAGCCGGACCGAGCGGCCGAGCCCAAGGCCCCCGGGAGUGGAGGUGGGGGGCUGAGGCCCCCAAGGGGGCCCCGCCGCGAUGGGCAACCUGGAGAGCGCCGAUGGGGGUCCGGGCGAACCGCCCUCGGUCUCGCUGCUGCCGCCGCCCGGCAAGAUGCCGAUGCCUGAGCCCUGUGAGCUGGAAGAGAGGUUCGCCCUGGUGCUGAGCUCCAUGAACCUGCCCCCUGACAAGGCCCGGCUCCUGCGGCAGUACGACAAUGAGAAGAAGUGGGAUUUGAUCUGUGACCAGGAACGAUUCCAGGUGAAGAAUCCCCCACACACUUAUAUCCAGAAACUCCAGAGCUUCUUGGACCCCAGCGUAACUCGGAAGAAGUUCAGGAGGAGAGUGCAGGAGUCGACCAAAGUGCUGAGGGAGCUGGAGAUCUCGCUUCGUACCAAUCACAUUGGGUGGGUGCGGGAGUUUUUGAAUGAUGAAAACAAAGGCCUGGAUGUGCUGGUGGAUUACCUGUCCUUUGCUCAAUGUUCUGUCAUGUUUGACUUUGAGGGUCUGGAGAGUGGUGACGAUGGUGCAUUUGACAAGCUCCGGUCCUGGAGCAGGUCCAUCGAGGACCUGCAGCCACCCAGCGCCCUGUCAGCCCCCUUCACCAACAGCCUCGCUCGCUCUGCGCGCCAGUCUGUGCUCCGGUACAGCACUCUUCCUGGGCGCAGGGCCCUGAAGAACUCCCGCCUGGUGAGCCAGAAGGAUGAUGUCCAUGUCUGCAUCCUUUGUCUCAGAGCCAUCAUGAACUAUCAGUACGGCUUCAACCUGGUCAUGUCCCACCCCCAUGCUGUCAACGAGAUUGCGCUCAGUCUCAACAACAAGAAUCCAAGGACCAAAGCCCUUGUCUUGGAGCUCCUAGCAGCCGUGUGUUUGGUGCGGGGAGGUCACGAAAUCAUUCUUGCUGCCUUUGACAACUUCAAAGAGGUGUGCAAGGAGCUGCGCCGCUUUGAGAAGCUGAUGGAGUACUUCCGGAAUGAGGACAGCAACAUCGACUUCAUGGUGGCCUGCAUGCAGUUUAUCAACAUCGUGGUGCACUCGGUGGAGGAUAUGAACUUCCGGGUCCACCUGCAGUAUGAGUUUACUAAGCUGGGGCUGGAGGAGUUCCUGCAGAAGUCAAGGCACACAGAGAGCGAGAAGCUGCAGGUGCAGAUCCAGGCGUACCUGGAGAAUGUGUUCGACGUGGGGGGUUUGUUGGAGGAUGCCGAGACCAAGAAUGUGGCCCUGGAGAAGGUGGAGGAGCUGGAGGAGCAUGUGUCGCACCUCACAGAGAAGCUUCUGGACCUAGAGAACGAGAACAUGAUGCGGGUGGCGGAGCUGGAGAAGCAGCUGCUGCAGCGGGAGAAGGAACUUGAGAGCAUCAAGGAGACUUAUGAGAACACGAGCCACCAGGUGCACACCCUGCGGCGGCUCAUUAAAGAGAAGGAGGAGGCCUUCCAGCGCCGAUGCCACUUGGAGCCCAAUGCCCGGGACUUAGAGUCGGUGGGCAGCGAGGCCCUGGCCCGGGUGGGCUCUGCAGAGCUGAGCAUGGGCACGCCGUCCUCUGACCUGGACCUCCUGGCUCCAGCCCCGCCCCCUGAGGAGGCCCUCCCUUUGCCUCCUCCACCUGCUCCUCCCUUGCCCCCUCCACCUCCCCCUUUACCAGAUAAGUGUCCCCCCGCCCCACCUCUCCCUGGUGCUGCUCCCUCUGUGGUGCUGACAGUAGGCCUGUCAGCCAUUCGCAUCAAGAAGCCUAUCAAGACCAAGUUCCGGCUGCCUGUCUUUAACUGGACAGCGCUGAAACCCAACCAGAUCAGUGGCACUGUCUUCAGCGAACUUGAUGAUGAGAAAAUCUUGGAGGACCUGGACCUGGACAAGUUUGAAGAACUGUUCAAGACGAAAGCCCAGGGCCCUGCCCUUGACCUCAUCUGCUCUAAGAACAAGACAGCACAAAAGGCCGCCAGCAAGGUGACCCUGUUGGAAGCCAAUCGUGCCAAGAACCUGGCCAUCACCCUACGCAAGGCUGGCCGCUCAGCUGAGGAGAUCUGCAGGGCCAUCCACACGUACGACCUACAGACACUACCUGUGGACUUCGUGGAGUGCCUGAUGCGCUUCCUGCCCACAGAGGCUGAAGUGAAGCUGCUGCGGCAAUACGAACGGGAGCGGCAGCCCUUGGAGGAGCUGGCGGCUGAGGACCGCUUCAUGCUGCUCUUCAGCAAGGUGGAGCGGCUGACCCAGCGAAUGGCAGGCAUGGCCUUCCUGGGCAACUUCCAGGACAACCUGCAGAUGCUCACGCCGCAACUCAAUGCCAUCAUUGCAGCCUCUGCCUCUGUCAAGUCCUCACAGAAGCUGAAGCAGAUGUUGGAGAUCAUACUUGCACUGGGGAACUACAUGAACAGCAGCAAGCGGGGUGCUGUGUAUGGCUUCAAGCUCCAAAGCCUGGAUCUGCUGCUGGACACCAAGUCCACUGACAGGAAGAUGACAUUGCUGCAUUUCAUCGCCUUGACGGUGAAGGAGAAAUACCCAGACCUGGCCAACUUCUGGCACGAGCUGCACUUUGUGGAGAAGGCUGCAGCAGUGUCCCUGGAGAAUGUGCUGCUAGAUGUGAAGGAGCUGGGCCGGGGCAUGGAACUGAUUCGGCGCGAGUGUAGCAUGCAUGACAACAGCGUCCUUCGGAGCUUCCUCAGCACCAAUGAAGGCAAACUGGACAAGCUCCAGCGCGACGCCAAGACAGCGGAGGAGGCCUACAAUGCAGUGGUGCGCUACUUCGGUGAGAGUCCCAAGACCACACCUCCUUCUGUAUUCUUCCCAGUAUUUGUCCGAUUCAUUCGUUCUUACAAGGAAGCAGAACAAGAGAAUGAAGCCCGCAAGAAGCAGGAGGAGGUGAUGCGGGAGAAGCAGCUGGCUCAGGAAGCCAAGAAGCUGGAUGCCAAGACCCCAUCCCAGCGGAACAAGUGGCAACAGCAGGAGCUAAUUGCUGAGUUGAGGCGGCGCCAGGCCAAGGAGCACAGGCCUGUGUACGAGGGGAAAGAUGGUACCAUUGAGGACAUCAUCACAGUGCUGAAGAGUGUCCCUUUCACGGCCCGUACUGCCAAGCGGGGCUCACGCUUCUUCUGUGAUGCAGCCCACCAUGAUGAGUCAAACUGUUAACCCCCAAGGCUGGGGCCCUUGACAGGUCUCCACCAGCCCAUUGUCGUUCGCCACCAAGCCAGGAGUGUGGCCCCACCCAGUGGCCCACCUCGGGCGCCAGGCCCCCACUAAGACCCUCUAAGAGGCAGAAGCACUUCAGCUCCCAGAGUCCUGCAAGUCCAACCCGCAGACCUGGAGCCCUGGAAUCGGCCAAGGGCCCAGCGGAAGGCUAUGCUGCUCCCGACCAGUGUCCACCCAAGCUCUCAAAGCCUGCAUCUUCCCUGCCGCCACUGUGGGCACUAGGUCUUCCAGGGCCUUGCACGGCCCUGGGGCCUCCAGUACUGCACUUUGCCUCCAAGGUCUUCAACUUCAUUUACUGAAGGGUCACCAAGGGUCAGCUGGAAAAAACCAUUUCGAGCUUUAGCCUACAGAGGGACACCUAGGCCACUCUGUCAGUAGAGCCAGAGGGGCAAGAGGAGUGUCCAGGCUUGGGGGGCCCUGGGACCCUGCCAAUCUCAGAUCAUCUUUUACCAGGAGCAAGGCCUUCCUAAGCCUGGGCCCCACUCAGCUGUGCCCUAGUGAUAAGGGUGAGGAAAGAAGCCACACUUACUGCCCUUGGCCCUAGCCCUUUGCAUUCCAGGUUCUUGCUGAGGUGGGCAAAAGGGUAUUUCUCUGCCCUAGUCCCAAGACAGCUAGAGAAAGGGUAUGCCAACAAUAUCUUCACCUCCUUCAGCUACGUUUUUGUUUUGUUUUGUUUUGUUUUUUUGAAGGGGCCAGGGACAUGGUGGUCUUACCUGCUAUAUUCUCAGUCCCCUGCCAGUUUCUUAGCCCCUGGAAGGGAACACAGGGGUCCAUUCCUUUUUGUACAUGUAUCAUCUCCCUUCUCUCUUGUACAUAAACCCUGGCCCUUCUUUCAACAAAGGCUUGAAGCACAGGCCUGACUCUGACUCCUCUUUCUGAGUGUGGAGGGCUACAGUGGCCAUUUAGUUUGAUCUUAGCCCUGCGGAUAGAAAGGAGGCUGGGCAGAGCUGCCAUCUGCUUGGAGGUGAGCACAGAAACCUGGAGAGGGGAAUCAGGUUAGUGAGCUCUAAGCACACAAAGGGAGGCACUACCAUUAGGCACUGACGCCCCCUGCUGGCUAUGGGUGCACCUGCCCAGUCCCCAGCCCACCCCAGUAGUAUAUGAAGACAAAAGAGCUACUGGCCAUGUUAUAAAUAUUGUUAUUUAUAAAACAAAACACACAUAGACAGGGUCCCAGGGCUGGAGGAAGGAGUGGUGGAGCCCCAGGGCCCCGUGCAGGCAGGAGCAGGCACUGAUGCUAAAGGGUAAGGACCCCGCCCUCUGCCACCCAGGCUGUGUCCACCAGCCUGUCACUCUUCCCUGGAGGCCCCUUCUCACAUUCUACCUACUGGCACCACCCACCCCACGUGGCAUACACCACCAAUCUUGUGGGGCUGAGGGCAAGGACUGCACUAGUUGUCCGGGAAGUAGGGGACUGUUGAACACCAUGAGCAACCUUGGCAGGUGCUGGCAAUGGUGUGUUGGGAGUGGGGUUACUUGAGGAAAAAUGGACACAGACCAGACUAUGGAAGAAGUCUGGGGCAGACGGUGAGGGUGACCUAGUAGCCACAGACCCAGGCAGAACCGCUGGUCAGUUCACUGGUGGUCAUCCAGCUGCUGUAGGAGUGUCCGCCGCCGCCUUUCCAGCUCCCCCUCACUCAGCUCACUUUCUGAUGUGUCCCAGCCCGUCUGGGGGAGCAAAGGCACAGCUCACCCACUGCCUCCCCGGAAGGCCGUGGAGGCCUGGACAGAGCGCUGCCUGGGCUGGGACCAGGCACCUGCCUCUCACCUUCUCCUUCUUGAUUCCAAAACCUGGGGAGCGAUUAGGGAGCUCUGCCAGCCGGAGCUCCCUGUCCUUGUCCUGUUCUGGUUCUUUCUCAUCACUCUCCUUGCCAGCUUUCUCCUCCGGGUCUGUCACACUCUCAGGACUGUUCUGUAAGAGUCCAGAGCCGCCCCCUCAGUUCCUGUGAAGGACAGCUGGAGGCGGGUGGAAGAGAUCUCACACAAGAGCAGGGCCUUGGGCCGAAGUUCCUUCUCUACGCACCGACUUGUGUCUUCUCUUUUUAGCUUUCUUUUUUGGUUUCUUGGCUCUCCGAAGGCCAUGAUCUGGAGAUAGAAACCCCCCACUAAGUUCCUGGGAGAAGGGAGGGAUCACCCUUUCCUCUGCCACAGUCCCUCUGUCUGCUCACUCUUCAGACAGGGACCUGCCAAGGAAGUCUUCAGUCAGGGACAGGAAGUUCUUCCUCUCCGACAGGUGCAGCCCUCCCAACCCGCUCCACCCGCACGGGCUGUGGCUCCCAGGGCCUCCUCAGUCUGGGCUAACUUCUCCAGCUCACAGCUGCUUACCUGAUCCAAGGAGAAGGCGAGAGGAUGGGGAGCCCCGUCCUCCAAGGGCAGCACCCCCACUUUCAAAUGAAUCAAGUGAGGAAGAGGGCUCAGAGCCAGAUUCGGAGGGGUUCUGCCGCCUCCGCUUGGGGGGCCGGAGAGAUGGUGGGGGCAGCUCCUCCUCUUCCGACUCGGAGCCCUGGGCAAACCAGCAGAUACAUGUCAGGCCGACAUCCCAGAAGCCCUUAGUCUGGGAACUGGGGCAGAGAGGAGGAUCCAAGGCCAAAAGAAUCCUCAAAUCUCCCUCCCAGGGAAAUAACAUCGAGGGGAGUGAGAAAAGUUAUUUCCCCAAGACAGUCCAGCCUCACCCAUAUCCUACCCACCACUUACUGAGGGCGAGUGGGAACGCUUGCGAUGGUGCUUCCUGCCCUUUCUGCCGUGCUUCCGGCCUUUCGUGUGGAGGUGCUGGCAUUCAGUCUGGAAGAGGCAGGGGUAAGGAAGGCGCCACGGUUAGCCUCAGGACUAUCGAGGCUACCGAAGACCUCCCCCUCCUUAAUGUCCAGGAAAAGAGCCCGAGAAGGCGGGGGAGGUCUCUGGAGCUGCCCCCGGUGUUCAAGCAACUGGGACAGGUGCGGAGGACCAGAAGCUCUGCCUCACCUCCAGUACCUGCAGGAACUCCCGGAAGAGCCGGAUCCGCUCCGACUCCAGGGUUAUCUGCUCAAAGGCUGAGUCGCACACAAAGCGCUCACGGACCUUGAACGGGAGAGCACUGCUGAUCAGACCAGCCCCGGCACGGCAUGGGUGCCGCCAUGAGCACAGGGCAGGGCUGGGGCGGAGGAAGGUAGGGAGCCGGAGCUGGCCCCAGCUGUAUUAUGAGUGGGGUGAGCCCCCACUGGUGGAGAAGCACCGCUGCCCUCAGGACUGAGGGGGUGGCGUGUGGUGGCAGGCUGCAGUCCUGACCUCUUCCCAAGCAGUGCCCAGCUCCAGAGCAGGCACGGCCUGCCUCAGCAUGCUUCGAAAGGCAGCUUCCCUGCGCCGCAGCCUUCGUGCCUCCUCCUUCUCCCGCUCUCUCUCCCGUGCCUCUGCUUUCUCCAGUAGCUGAGGGCAAAAAGCACACAGUACAGGGUCACCCAGGGGGGUGGAUGCCUGGGCCCCAUUCAGGCAUACCUUAGGAGGUGGGAAGUUGGGGUCUGGGCUCCUAACAUCAUCCCCUGAACUGGGGUAUAGUUACACUGGGGCAGUGAGCGAGAAGGAAUGAAAUAAUACACAGGGAUGAGUUUCAGCAGAAGACUUGGCUACAGCCCCGCCCUGCCCAACCCCUCACACUAUUGAAGGUCAGCUUGAUGUUGCCUGCGUCCAGCGCAGCAGCCCUCUUGUCAAAGCUUAUGACGUGGGCGAAGUCCUCAAAGGCUGUGUUCACUUCCACACAGAAGCCCCGGUCCUGUGGGCACAGCAGCGCAUGAAGCAAGGGCACCUCCAGGGCAGGCAGAGGGGUCCAACCACAGGAUGCUCAAGAAGUCCCCACCCCAGAGAUCCACAGGACUAGGAUGCAUCCAGAAACCAUGUUGCCCAAGUCUUCACCUAAUGACUAAGCCCCAUGCCUAGCCUUGCUGUGGUUGUCACAGGGAGCUAGAGGGUUGGCUCACAUGGGGAAGGUUGACAGGAAGCAGGGUGUGUGUGUGUACCGUGCCUACUGAUUAAUGCCUGAGUUCCUCAUAAUUAGUUCUUAUUCUUUCUUUUUUUGAAAGUCUAUAGACCUGGUAUUCCCAGGUGGUCUCCCAUUCAAGCACUAUCCAGGCUCAACCCUGCUUAACUUCCAAUCCAAUAUCAGAUGAGAUGGGGCAUGUUCAUGGCGGUAGACUCACAAUUAGUUCUUUGUUCCUUUGGCUUAAAGCUUGGGCCCCCUCCGGGCCCUCCUGCUGCUCAGUAAGUUCCUUGCAUUCUCAGUCAACCUCUGCUGGUCCCCCUCCUGGGCUGUAUUUACUGAGUGCUUACUAGUACUAGCUACCAUGCUGAGUGCUUCAUACACCGCUCAUUUAAUCCUCACCUUCCUAAAUUUAUGCAUUGAAUCCUAGUGUCUCAAUUUUAUGCAGAAGGAGAAACCAAGGUUUAGAGAAACCAGAGCAUUUGCCCAAAGGCAAAUAGCUAAUAAGUAUAUGUUUGAAUGAGAGCUCUACCCCAGGUCUUUCUAACACCAAAGCCCAUACUUGUAGGCACUACACCCACAUAAUCACCUGACCCACAGGAGAAACAGGGGCCAUCAAGUGUGCAACUCCCAAACACCUCACAUUCUCAAAGCACCAUAAGUCAGGCUCUGUGAUUCUCAUCUAAAAUUCACAACACAGAGACUUAGGAAAGUUAUCUCACUUGGCCCAAGACAACUUGGUUUGAAGUCUGGCUCUCCAGCUGGGGCACAGGCCCAACUUCCCUUCCUUUCCCUCCACACAGCUCUAACUUGCUGCUGAUGGCAAAGGCAUACUCUUCUUGCUUCUUCCAAGAGGACUUCUUCAACUCACACUCUCCAGUCCUUCUCAAAGAUAUCAAUCUCUCUCUUAGGAAACUGAACGCUCAAUCUCACCUCUUCACUGACUCCUUCCAUCACACACACACCUCACUUAAUCUGGAACUUCUUUCCACCCUUCCUCAGGCUUAACAACCUGCUUCUUUUCCUUUGUUUCAAAAUAUUUAAAUGUAGCACAAUGGAAAAUGAAAACAUUUAUUGAGCCUACCAUAAGCAAGACAAUACAAAUGUUAUUAAAUUCUCACAUCCAUGCACAUAAAAUUAUCCCCAUUUUACAGACAAGGACACUGAGGUUCAGAGCCAUCAUAUAACUUGCAGAGGUCUCAACCAAUAAACAGCCAGGAGCUACCUAACUCUUAAAGCUUGUGCUGCACCCACUCCACCCUUCAUGGAUACUGCUCUCCCAAAGGUUGAGGGCUCCUUCUCUGUCCUUGCUCAUUUGGUCCUCAGCACCUCUGCUGUUCACUUCUUCAAUGCUCCCCUCCAAGGUCCCCUCCUGUCUCUCUGACCCCUUUUACUUACUAUAUCUCUUGCAUGCACUUAUGCACCUGAGAGCAGCACUUAGUCUUUUCAAUUGACACCGUCCCUAGCAAUCUCAUUCUCCAACUCUCUCAUUUUCAGACCCACACUAGAUUGGGUAUUUCAUAGGCACUUCAAAUUCAGCAGGUCCUAAGAAAAUUCAUUUCUCAUGAGCACCUCUCCGCUCCUCCCCCCAUAUCUCCCAGCUGCUCCAAGUUUGGGGCUCUCUGCAUUAUCCUCUGGGGUGAGGCAGCACCACAGUCUCUCCGACUGGUGAAUGGCCACAGGGCCUCCUGGGCUUGUCAACCUUCUGUUGGCAGAAUCCCAAAAGGGGAAGAGAAAGUGCCUAAAGCAGCUUCUUUCUCCAGAGGUGUGGAGAGACGGGACUCAGUGAUAGGCCUCUGCAGACCUGUCAGUAGUACCAGAGCACUUAUACUAAAAGUUAAGCAUCCAAUAAAAUUUAGCUCUCCUGGGACUAGAUUUCUACUUUAUAUGAUUACUAGAGGCCCGAUGCAUGAAAUUUGUGCAAGGGUAGGCCUUCCUUCCCCUGGCUGCUGGCACCGGCUUCCCUCUGGCACCCAGGACCCGGGCUUGCCUCGUAGCCCCGGCUUCACGCGGAAGGACACCUGGUCUAAUUAGCAUAUUACACUUUUAAUAUUAUAGAUUCUAUUUAAUAUAUGGUGCUUAGUUUAUUCCUUCUGGCCCCAAGGUUGUUUUUAAGAAUAAUUUCUCAAAUGGAAUUCUUAUUUUCUCCAGCCCUGUUCUUCCUGCUUAAUCCUUACCAAUGGUGCCAUCAUCCCCUCUCGCCUCAUUUAUUCCUUACCCUUAAUUCCACACACACACAUCUGUCAAUUUUACUUCUGGGUGACUAUCCUACUAUUUUAAACUUUCAUUUUUUUAACAGCAGAAAAGUUUUUUUCAAUAAAAAUCUUAUACAGAACCUCGAUGUAUAAAAGAGAAGCUGCUGUACAUGUAAAUAGAGGAAAGAGCAUACCAUUCCAUCCUCCCUUACCCCCAUGUUUGUCCCAAGGCACCUCUGAGGUAACCUAGGGAGUCUCAAAGAGCUGGAACACUACCGCUCUCUCACCUGCCACCUCCAGUGCCCUGCCUGAGCUCAAUUCCCACCUAGAUCCCUAUAGUAGCCUCCUGACUGCUCUCCCUGCUCACCUCCCACACCUCUGACACAGCCUUGAGAAUCCAGGGCUGCUCACACUUUCGUAUCACAUGGCUCAGACAGCGGACAGUGGUCUCGGGGGGAGUUAGGAGAAGAUGACUCAAGCCCAGAUUUUAUUUUAAUUACUUGCCACUAUCACUUUUAGUAUCCUGAGGCUUCAGAUACUAUCCUAUUCCUAAGGAUACAACACAGUCUGAGAGAUACUACGCUACACUCACCAGGGCUUUUCCAAGGUGUCAUCUGAUCAGAUCAUUCCUUGGCUCCCCAGUACUUACAAAAUAAAAAUCCAAAUUUUAGUAGUCAAGGAAUUUACACAGAAGGCUCUACUUCCAAACUGGGACAUGUGGUUCCAGAGAAACAGAGGAAGCCACAGGACAAUAAGUGCCUGUACAACUUUGGAUCUUAUUACACUUCCGGGUGAGAAUCUGAAGUAAUUCAUGUGAGAAAGAGGUACAGAAAAAGGGGCUGAAAGAGAAGCAGAUCCUGUGUCUUCCUUGGAACAAAAACACAUUUGUGGGCCGGGGAGAGAUGCAAGACAACUGAUCAUCUGAUCAUAAUGUGUUCAUUGGACCAGUGGAAAGACCCCCCUGCCCCAGAUGCAAUCAAUUCUUCUCAUUCUCCACAUCUAAGGGACAUCUCAGAAUUGAAGAUUCAAGAAGAACAAAAGGAAAAAAGGACAAGAGCAGAGAAAGAGAAAGAAUGGAAAGAGGAAAUGAUUGCCCUGACUGGUUUUCUCAGUGGUUAGAGUGUUGGAGGGUUUGAAGGUUCCAUUCCCCAUUUGGGCCAAGUUACCAGCUCAGUCCCCAGCAGGGGCAUGAGAAAGAGCCGGAAGCAUCAUGUACCUGGCAUGCAGGCUCGGUGCGGACCUUGGUCAGGGUACAGGUGCUGGUUGGGGUGCAUUCGGAAGACAACCAAUUGAUGUGAUCAAUGUUUCUUUCUCUCUCCCUUCUAUUCCCUCUAAAAAAACCACUGGAAAAAUAUUCUCAGGUGAGGAUUUAAAAAAAAAGGGGGGGGGGGGAAUGGUAGCAGCUAAUAGCUAAUAUUUAUUGAGUGCUUGUUAUGAGCCAAAUACCAUGACAAACAUUUAAUCCUCACAACCAUCUUAGAGGUUCUUAUCCCCAUUUUAUAAAGAAACUGAGGUUCAAAGAGAUUAAAUGGCAGAGGCAGGUGACCCCAAAGUCUGUGCUUUCAAAUACUUCAAAACACUUCCUUUUAGCAAGAAUGAUGGUGCCACAGGCAUUUCUUUCAUUCAGAUUCACUGGUGUGUUCUUUAUGUUCACUUCUUUUCUUUCUUUUAAUUGAAUUUACUGCGGUGACAUUGGUUAGUAAAAUCAUAGAGGUUUCA